Messenger RNA from Alternaria arborescens, 567 nucleotides. RefSeq lists its product as hypothetical. The record is from RefSeq and is a predicted model, not a curated record. NCBI's taxonomy places the organism in Eukaryota, Fungi, Ascomycota, Dothideomycetes, Pleosporales, Pleosporaceae. Gene Ontology annotation, molecular function: mannosyltransferase activity. The transcript has 2 exons. Gene Ontology annotation, biological process: mannosyl-inositol phosphorylceramide biosynthetic process. Bases 1 to 567 code for a protein of 188 amino acids.
AUGCCCAGAUACCCAUGGUUUCUUGAGACCUUUGACGGCUACCCUUAUCCCAUUCCGCGCACCGAUGCCAUUCGAUACCUCGUGCUGCAUCAUUUCGGCAGAAUCUACAUUGAUCUGGACGAUGGAUGCAAUCGCAGCCUCGAUCCUCUCCUCGCCUGCCCUGCGUGGGUCCGCCGCACCAUCCCCACCGGUAUCUCCAACGACGCUAUGAGCGCUACUCCCCGCCAUCCCUUCUUUUUGAAGGCGAUCGGCUCGUUGACGGACUACAACCGUUGCUGGCCACUGCCAUACACCACUGUUAUGGCGUCUACCGAACCGCUCUUCCUCAGCAUCGUCUGGAGGCACUGCAACAACGCCGGCCCCGUCGAUGGCGACCGCGUACGCAUUCUUUUCCCGGAAGAGUACAACCAUGCAUGGAGCUUCUUCACGCACCAUCUCGGAAACAGCUGGCACAGGACCGGCGUCAAGGUCAUGUUCUGGCUCACGAAACAUUGGCUUUUGUCACCAUUCCCGGAUUCGCUGCCGGCUUCGCGAUACUUGGCCUGUUGUAAAAGUUCUUCGUCUUAA